CAUGCUCUAGAUGUCUUUGAAAAGAAUCUUCUGAGGCCUCAGCGUCUCAUCUCAGUCUCCUGAAUCCUACCAAGAACUGUGUUCAACUCUCAGUCGUCACCAUGAGCAACAAAUUCUUGGGCACCUGGAAACUUGUCUCCAGUGAGCACUUUGAUGAUUACAUGAAGGCUCUAGGUGUGGGGCUAGCCACCAGGAAACUGGGAAAUCUGGCCAAACCCAGUGUGAUCAUCAGCAAGAAAGGGGACUAUAUUACUAUACGAACUGAAAGUGCUUUUAAAAACACAGAGAUCACCUUCAAGCUGGGCCAGGAAUUUGAAGAAACCACAGCUGACAAUAGGAAAACCAAGAGCAUUGUAACCCUGGAGAAAGGCUCACUGAAUCAAGUACAGAAAUGGGACGGCAAAGAGACCACCAUAAAGAGAAAGGUGGUGGACGGAAAACUGGUAAUGGAAUGUAUGAUGAAGGGCGUGGUGUGCACCAGAAUUUACGAGAAGGUCUGAGAAAAACAUUUACCCACUGAGUGGUAUUUAGUCACUUAAUAUUGGAAAUAAAUUGCUUCCAUUGGCAAGACCCAACUACUCUCCAGUUUGCUUUUUGGUUUGAAUUUUUUUGUUUUCGUUUUUGUUUUGUUUGGGUUUUUGUCUUCACAUGCUAGAUUGACAAAGCCCUUAACUGAGUCUUAAUCUAAAAACCACUGCUAUUUAAAUAUUUUCAAUUUGUGUACAUGUCCUUAUUAUAUUAACUCAUCUAUGUCUAGCCAGACUUAAAUAAUUGAUAGUGUCAUUAAUUUCUAAGAAAUUCUAAUCUAUGGUAUUCUGAUUAUUUAAAAUAAUAAUUAAAAGAAGUAAUGGGAUAAUAAAAGGAUGUAAAAGUUUACUUACGGGGGUAGCAAACUCAAACGCCUUCUGGGACCAGAGAGUUAUAAGCCCAUAAGGAAGCCACAAAGAAGCAAUUCAGAAAGAGCAGUUUUAAAUGAAGGAGUUCUAGUUUCAACUAAAAGGAGCAGCCUUAACUCAACUUCAACCAGUUUUUUAAAAUUAAGGGCUAGUUUAUAAGCAGUGAAAGGCACAGAUACUGAGGACAGAGUUGAAUGCAUUGUGACAGAUGCAAGCACUCAUAUAACUAAUCCCCUUCCCAGGCAAUGCCCUACCCUGUCCCAUCCCUACCAAAAGCAAGUACAGUAGUGAUUUGGUUCUAUCACCAUAAGUUAGUUUUGCUUGUUCCUAUAUAUGGAACCAUGGUGUUUUCUGUUUGCCCUUUUAAACUUAGCAUUCUUUGAAAUUCAUCCCUAUUGUUGCAUGUAAUAGUGGUUUGAUCCUUUUCUUCCAAAUACUAUUCCAUUGUAUGACUAUGUCAUUUUAUCUGUUUAUCCUUCAGUUAAUACAAUUGGGCUGUUACCAAUUUUUGGCUAGUGUGAAUAAAGCUGCUACAUUCUUGUACAAGA
Molecule: messenger RNA, 1444 nt
Organism: Marmota monax (woodchuck)
Lineage: Eukaryota; Metazoa; Chordata; Mammalia; Rodentia; Sciuridae
Product: myelin P2 protein
Exons: 4
Coding region: 102-500 (132 amino acids)
Biological process (GO): fatty acid transport
Cellular component (GO): cytosol; nucleus
Molecular function (GO): fatty acid binding
Source: RefSeq, a predicted model, not a curated record